AUGGCAGCUGACCUUAGCAAGGCUUCCACAAUGGAUGAGACCUCAGACGAGCCUCCUACUUCUGCCGUCCUCUUAGACAGCUGCCACUUCUCCCAGGUCAUCUUUAACAACGUGGAGAAGUUUUAUGUUCCUGGAAGAGACGUAACCUGUUGUUAUACCCUUACGCAGAACAUCGGUCCUCGCGGGAAGGACUGGGUGGGCAUCUUCCCGGUGGGAUGGAAAACAGUACGGGAAUAUUACACGUUCAUCUGGGCUCCUCUGCCCAAUGAUACUGCCGCGCAGCAACAGAUCCAGUUCAAAGCUUACUACCUACCAAAAGAUGACAAAGACUACCAGUUCUGCUACGUCGACCAGGAUGGUGUGGUGCGGGGAGCCAGCGUGCCUUUCCAGUUCAAAGCAGAGACUGAGGAUGAUAUCCUGGUGGUUACCACACAGGGAGAAGUGGAAGAGGUCGAACUACAAAACAAAAAUUUGCGUAAAGAAAACGAGGAGCUGAAAGCAAGCUGUGCAAGUCUCCAGAAACAAAACACAGAUCUGCAGGAAGAGCUCAAAAAGACACAGGAGCUGCAGAAUAAAUUAGAGUCUCUAAGGAGCAACACAGAGAAACUGAAGCUGGAGCUGAAUUCCCUGGAAAAGGAAAAUAAAGAUCUAAAGGAGCUGGAUGGCAGCAGAAAGGCAGAACUGCAGCAGCUCAAGGAGCAAAUUCGGAACGUGACCUCUGACAAGGCAGACCUGGAAACCAAACUGAAAACAGCUCUGGAGUACAUGGAGCAGCUGCAGUCUCAAGUGCUGAAUUGUAAAAAAGAAGUGGAAAACCUGUCUCGUGUGGACCAUGACAAGACAGAGCAGCUUGAAAGUUUGAAGGAAGAGAAUCGCCAGUUGCGCAGCGCAAGAACUGAAGAGCAACAAAACUUAAUGAAAAAACUCGAGGAGAAGAAGUGUUUGUUUCAGAUCCUGCACGGAAAAAAGAAGGAAGUUGAUGCAGAAAAUCAGAAUCUAAGGGAAGAGAAUGAACUCCUGAAGCGUCUUUUGCAGUCUGCAGAGGUUUCUUCCUUUCCUGGUUUUUCACGAGCUCGAGCUCCGACCCCAGCUCGUCAACAAGGAUUCCUUCUGUUUGGAAAUCCGUAUGCUGCUGCAGGAGCAAACCUGGAGGCAGAAGCUGCAGGCUUGGGUUCUCUGAGGAAAUGCCCCAUGUGUGAUGAAGUAUUCCCUAAACAUAUUGAAGCGAGUCAGUAUGAGGCCCACAUGCAGAGCCAUCUUCUGGAGUGCCCUGUCUGCAGUGAGACCUUUGAAAAAUCCAACAAGCAAGUGUUUGAUGACCAUGUUUUUUGUCACGACCUGGAAUAA
This is a messenger RNA of Tauraco erythrolophus (red-crested turaco), 1347 nucleotides long. The record is from RefSeq and is a predicted model, not a curated record. NCBI's taxonomy places the organism in Eukaryota, Metazoa, Chordata, Aves, Musophagiformes, Musophagidae.